AUGUUGUCGAAUAUGCCACGCCUCUCCCCGGUUUCCUCGAAAGCCAUUCUUCGAUCUGUCUCGGAACAAGUCCCGAAAGUUGCAGGCUCGACUGGACCUUACAGAUAUCUUUCUACGACAACACCUGCACAGAAGAAUGUAACCCUGCUCCAGGAUAAGAAGAAUGGAUUCGGGUUCGCACGGUCCAACCCUAGACCGCCGAAGCCAAGGAGCAAGGGUGUCACUGAGAUCAGAGGGCCGUACUACACGGUUAUGGGCAGGAGAUACUUGGCCGAUGUGCUUGAAACAAUGGGGACUCAUGUGGAUGGUCUCAAGUUUGCAGGAGGCUCUUUUUCGCUGUUCCAGGAGAAGCCCUUGAGGGAACUGAUUGAUCUGGCUCAUGAGCAUGGCGUUUAUGUCUCAACGGGUGGAUGGGCCGAGCACCUCCUCACUCAUCCUGACACAAAUGCCGUCUUUGAUAAAUACCUCCAGAAGUGCAAGGACUUAGGUUUUGAUAUAAUCGAGCUUUCAUCCGGCUUCUUAUCGAUCCCCGAGGACGACUGGCUUCGCCUCGUCGACAAAGUUCACUCAUACAAGCUAAAAGCCAAGCCCGAGCUGGGCAUUCAAUUCGGUGCCGGCGGAGACACCCCAGCAUCCGGCCUGGAGGCGAUUGGCACUUCAGACCCUGGAAAGCUGGUCAACCUGGGCCAUAAAUUCCUCAACGCUGGCGUUGAGCGCUUGAUGAUCGAGUCCGAGGGCAUCACGGAGAAUGUGGAGUCCUGGCGCACUGACGUGGUGUCCAAGAUCAUGAAGGAAUUGCCGCCAGAGCGCGUCAUGUUCGAGGCUGCAGACCCGAAGGUUUACAAUUGGUAUAUCCGGGAGUUCGGUAUUGAUGUCAACCUUUUUGUCGACCAUAGUCAGAUUGUGCAGCUGUCGUGCUUGCGACAUGGUAUUUGGGGUACGGCUGAUACAUGGGGGAAGAUUGUCUCCUUUCGCCCUGAUAUCACCGCGCCCCCGGGUGGCCGGCUACGAUGCCGACGAGCGUGCGAUAGCUGUAAGCGGAGGAAGCAGAAAUGCAACGGAGAGCAGCCAUGCACAAUCUGUGUUCAACGUCACAAAGAAUCAGAAUGUCACUUCUCGGACAAGCCGGCCCGCUUGCUGAAGCCCUCCGAGAGCUCGAAAGACACGAUGUUGCUCAGCGAACGCCUUGUGCCUACGCCGCAAAGACAAACCGCCAUGGACCGAUUGCUGAACUCCCUCGAAGAUCGCAGCGCAGAUCUAGAACAACAGGUGGUAGAUGAUAAAGAUGGGACGGCUCCGGUACCGAAGGUGGCCAGGCUUCUUCGCGAUGGACAAGGAAAAUUCAUGUAUAUUGGCGAUUCCGCGAGUUUGUCCUUUCUCCAGAGUGUCCGUCGCAUAGUGGCUUCGUCAAUCGGCCGUUGCGAACUUACGGAAGAUAAUUCACGCCAUUCAAUGCUUGAGGCUUUUCAAAGUAGUGCCACUACACAAACGGGGCCAUUGAUACCGCCCCCGAGUAAUGAAGAAGCUCAACAACUGGCACGCCAUUAUGUUCUUGCCACUAGUCCCCUAUUGGAUCUCUUUGACCUAAACGAGUUCCAUCCGCGGUUGGCUAAUUGGAUUGAGAACCCAACGGGCGAUGAAGAUACUGUGAGCUCAAUAUUUUACCUGGUGCUUGCCAUUGGGGCUCAAGUAUCGGACACCAACCACACCCUGGCGGAGAAGUACUUCAUUAGUGGUCGUCAGCUGGCGUUCUCGGCUUUCACUGAGACCCCCAGUAUCUCCACGAUACAGUCAUAUGUUCUGAUUUCGAUGUAUAUGUUGGGUGCUUGUCGGCGCAACGGCGCCUUCAUGAAUCUUGGAAUUGCUCUUCGCGCCGCAUAUGCGGUCGGCAUCCACAGGAAAGAUGCAAACACGCUCUUCUGCACGCGAGAGCGACGUGCUCGGGAACGUGUGUGGAAAAGCCUACGCAUGAUGGAUCUCUUCCUCAGCGCCUCUUUGGGUCGUCCUCCAGCCACGACGGACUUUGACUACGACCCGCACGAUAGCAACACCACGCCAGGGACACAACCGCGCCUUCAGCCGGACGAGCAACUAUCCUCGACGGUUGUUUCGCUAUGUCGUAUUUUCGAGCGGAUUCUUACGGAAGUUUACAUGAGGCAGGUUGUGUCAAUCGGUGUUGCAGACAGUAUCUCGAAUCAACAUCGCGCCUGGGUCCGAAAUCUGCCAAGCUUCUUACGGAUGCAGACAGAGCGACUUGAUGCUGCCAAAACUCUCGAGGAUACCUUGGCUGCAGCCCACAUAUUUGGCUCUUAUUACUGGUCGAUUAUUCUGUUGACUCGCCCCUUUUUGGUCUUCCGAGUCUCUCAGUAUGUGAAAAACAAGACCGAGUCAGCAGCAUUUUCCGAGAGCAAACCCAACAACUCGCGCAUCUCGCUUUUUGCUGAUGCAUGCGUUUACUCCGCGUUGCGCAGUCUUAACGUCGUGGACGACCUCUCUCAAUACUCGUCCCUGCCGCGGAGGCUGCCAUUCUUAAUCAAUUCCGUUUUUAACUCGGCCGUUGUCAUAGGGGCCGCAUUCUUUGCCGACUAUGACAAUCUACUUCCACUGGAGGAGGGCUUGAACAAAGCCGAAAAGUUCCUUGAGCUGUUUGUCCCGCAUGACCCUCAUGCCUGCCGCUUUUUCCAAAUCAUCAAAUACCUCCGAGGCGCAGUUGGUGAAUACGUCCGCCGCCGGAACCGUCAAUGGAUGGAACGUCGUAGCAAACAAGUCGAUCAGCUUUUUGGCGAAGUAGGCCCAUCCAGCGAAACCUCAACUAGUAGUAAUAACCACCACGGCAUCUCAACCAACCGCGGGGAUCAAGCAACAGUCCCGUCUCCUCUAUCCCCGGACAAGUUUGCCGGCGGCCCCCUUCCCUCCCAAUCUGUAGGUCAGGCAACCAUUACCGCCCAGCCUGAUGACGGCAUCUGGGAUGCCUUAUGUGCCGCUGAAGGGCCCUCACCUUUCCCAUACGACACAGCCAUUUCCACUUUGACGACGACCGGCAUUCCAAUCGGUUGUUCACCAGGCGGUACUAUCCCUACUGGCCCACCGGGAAUGCCGGAUAACGGAGGCCAGACACCUCUCUCUGACAUGAUUCUUUCAGACAACGGACUGCUCUAUAUGGCAGAGGAUCUCCCUGUGUUUGGGCUAUGGGGAGAAACUUGA
Messenger RNA from Aspergillus pseudotamarii, 3204 nucleotides. RefSeq lists its product as uncharacterized. The record is from RefSeq and is a predicted model, not a curated record. The coding region runs from base 1 to 3204 and encodes 1067 amino acids. The transcript has 8 exons. Gene Ontology annotation, cellular component: nucleus. Gene Ontology annotation, molecular function: DNA-binding transcription factor activity, RNA polymerase II-specific; RNA polymerase II cis-regulatory region sequence-specific DNA binding; zinc ion binding. Gene Ontology annotation, biological process: DNA-templated transcription; positive regulation of transcription from RNA polymerase II promoter by galactose. Lineage: Eukaryota; Fungi; Ascomycota; Eurotiomycetes; Eurotiales; Aspergillaceae.